Molecule: messenger RNA, 579 nt
Organism: Hibiscus syriacus
Lineage: Eukaryota; Viridiplantae; Streptophyta; Magnoliopsida; Malvales; Malvaceae
Exons: 3
Coding region: 1-579 (192 amino acids)
Source: RefSeq, a predicted model, not a curated record
AUGAUGAAAGUUGUAGUUUGGAUGGAAUGGAAGUAUGGCGAAGGAUCUGGUGAUGCUUUUGUUGCUCUCUUGGUUUAUGUGGAUGGCAUUGUAAUUGCUGGUGCAUAUUUACAGUUGCUCCAUAGGAUUCAAAGUCUUCUACAAAAACAUUUUAAGCUAAAGGAGUUGGGCACUUUGCGCUAUUUUCUUGGGUUUGAAUUGCUCAGGGAUGCAGGAUGUUUGGGUGUGAAACUGGUUGAAUCUCCCAUGGUUCAUUCCUUGAAGUUGAGUGCUGAUGAAAGAGAACCAUUGCCUAAUCCUCAAGAAUAUUGUCGAUUGAUAGGUCGACUUCUCUACCUAACUAACUCCAGGCCCGACAUUGUUCAUACGGUGCAUUUGCUAAGCCAAUUUGUAUAUUCUCCUCGUCUACCUCCCAUGACAGCUUUGAAACAUCUUCUUGCUUAUAUCAAACAGUCAUCUGGGCUUGGAUUGCUUUUUCCAGUUCACUAUAGUGUUCAGUUGAGUAUUUUUGUUGAUUCAGAUUAUGGUUCUUGCCCAGAUACUCGACAUUGUACAUCGGGGUUUUGUAUUUUUUUAUGA